Molecule: messenger RNA, 4262 nt
Organism: Triticum aestivum (bread wheat)
Lineage: Eukaryota; Viridiplantae; Streptophyta; Magnoliopsida; Poales; Poaceae
Product: disease resistance protein PIK6-NP
Exons: 9
Coding region: 906-3785 (959 amino acids)
Biological process (GO): defense response to other organism
Molecular function (GO): ADP binding
Source: RefSeq, a predicted model, not a curated record
ACAUGAGCCAAAAGCACUAGUACUACUCUGAGGCAUCGUGGGGGCUCUGUAGCUCUUGACCUGCUGUUGCUGGUCUUCGUCUGCUCUUCAUCUCCACCACCGGGUGCUCCCUUGCUCUCAUCUCAGUCCUCUCCUCCAUUGCGCUGCCUGGAAUAAGAUCGAUCCUCGCCUCCCCCGGCCUCGCCCCUGCCAACUGACUGCUGUUGUUGGCCUUCCUCUGCUCCUCACCCGUGGACAUUUUUGGGGUGGGAUCGUGGGGGGCUCUUUAUCUAUCUAGUACAGUACAGUUGCUGAUCUCAUCCAACCUCCAUGGACAUUUGGGGGUGGCAGUUUCCAGUCACUAUUCAGAGCACCAUGCAUCCAAGGCACUGACCCGGCUAGCGGCCUGAUCGAGUGAAGCGACCUCCGCCGCCGCAUUGUCCCCUAUGACGCCGCUGUGUUCUGCUCUGUCGUGAAGUAUCAAAGCUUGGUAUUCAUCUAUUAUGCAGGUUUCCAGUUAUUAUUUAGAGCAACACGCUCACGGAUCUGGCCUCUGGUGCCGCCGCUUCCGCUUCAUUGUCCGCCGACCAUCCGACGAGGACGCCGCCGCUUCUGCUUCAUUGUCCGCCGACCAUCCGACGAGGCCGCCGCCGCUGUGUUCUGCUCUGCUGUGAAGCACAAAAGGUGGGGUCUUCCUCUGCUCUGUCUCCAGUCUCAACUGAGUGCUCCCGUCCUCACAUCUCAGUCCUCUCCUCCAUUGCGCUGCCUCCGAGCUUGCUUGAGAGUAUGAUUUGUGUUGCUUGAUUCAAGAGUGGCAGUGGAACAGCAAGCAAGAACCAUACAGUUUCCAGUCGUUCAGAGCACGAUGCCUCAAAUCCAUUGAACCGGCCUGGUUUCUAGCUGAUUGGUGGUAAAGAGAGCUGCUCAUGGAGGUCACAACAGGUGCCAUGGGCAGCCUGCUCCCCAAGCUGGGCCAGCUGCUCAUGGAUGAGCACAACCUGCACAAGCGCGUCAAGAAAGACGUCUGCUUUCUCUCCAUGGAGCUUGAGAGCAUGCAUGCUGCCCUCAUCAAGGUUGGUGCCGUGCCGCGGGACCAGCUCGACACGCAAGUCAAGCUCUGGGCCGAUGAAGUCAGAGAGCUCUCCUACAACAUGGAGGAUGUCGUCGACAAAUUCCUCGUACGCGUCGAAGGUAUUCAGCAGCCUCAGGACAACACCGGCAGAUUCAAGGAGCUCAAGAACAAGAUGGUCAGCUUGUUCAAGAAAGGCAAGAAUCACCAUCGGAUAGCUGACGCCGUCAAGGAAAUCAAGGAGCAACUCCAGGAGGUGGCUGCUAGGCGUGGCAGGAACAAGCUCGAUGGUAUUGCUUUUAAUCCCACAGAAGCAAUUGCUAUAGAUCCUCGUCUUCGGGCUUUGUACACAGAAGCGACAGAGCUGGUGGGCAUUUAUGGGAAGAGGGAUCAAGACCUCUUGAGUUUGCUCUCCAUUGAGGGUGACGAUGCAUCUAACAAGAAACUGAAGAAGAUCUCCAUUGUUGGAUUUGGAGGGUUGGGAAAGACCACUCUUGCUAGAGCAGUAUACGAGAAGAUUAAAGGUGAUUUUGAUUGUCGGGCAUUUGUCCCCGUCGGUCAGAACCCUGAUGUCAGGAAGGUUUUUAGGGAUAUCCUUAUUGAUCUCGGAAUAUCCCACUCAGAUGUUGUCAUGUUGGAUGAAAGGCAGCUUAUCAACAAGCUUCAUGAAUUCCUCGAGAACAAGAGGUAUCUGGUCAUAAUUGAUGAUAUAUGGGAUGAAAAUUUGUGGGAAGGCAUCAACUUGGCUUUCUCUAACAGGAAUAAUCUAGGCAGUCGGCUAAUCACCACAACCCGCAUUGUCAGUGUCUCCAAUUCAUGUUGCUCGUCGGCUAAUGAUUCGAUUUAUGAAAUGAAACCUCUUUCUACUGAUGAUUCCAGAAAGCUCUUCCAUAAGAGAAUAUUUCCCGACAAGAGUGGAUGUCAAAAUGAAUUUGAACAAGUGUCUAAAGAUAUAUUGAAAAAAUGUGGUGGGGUACCACUAGCCAUCAUUACUAUUGCUAGUGCUUUGGCUAGUGGCCAGCACGUGAAGCCAAAGCGUGAGUGGGAUAUUCUGCUCCAGUCCAUUGGCUCUGGAUUAACAGAAGAUAACAGUUUAGAGGAGAUGCGGAGAAUACUCUCGUUCAGUUAUUAUAAUCUACCCCCCCAUCUGAAAACUUGUCUAUUGUACCUAUGUAUAUAUCCAGAAGAUAGAAAGAUUUAUAGAGAUAGACUGAUAUGGAAGUGGGUGGCCGAAGGAUUUGUCCACCAUGGAGAUCAAGGGACCAGCCUGUUUUUGGUCGGAUUAAACUACUUCAACCAGCUCAUUAAUAGAAGUAUGAUUCAGCCAAUAUAUGAUCAUCUAGGCCAGGUAUCUGCUUGCCGUGUACAUGAUAUGGUUUUGGACCUUAUCUGCAACUUGUCACGUGAAGCAAAGUUUGUUAAUGUAUUGGAUGGCACUGGGAAUAGCAUAUCUUCAGAAAGUAAUGUCCGCUGUUUGUCCCUUCAGAAUAAAAUGGAAGAUCAUCAAGCCAAGCCUCUCACAAAUAUCAUGAGUAUGUCACGAGUGAGGUCAAUUACUAUCUUUCCUCCUGCUGUUAGUAUCAUGCCAAGCCUGCCAAUGUUUGAAGUUCUGCGUGUACUUGAUUUGUCGGACUGUAAUCUGGGAAAAAGUAGCAGCCUGCAACUUAACCUCAAGGGUGUUGGACACUUAAUUCACCUGAGGUACCUAGGUCUAUCAGGUACCAACAUCAGUAAGCUCCCGGCUGAGAUAGGGAACCUGCAGUUUUUGGAGGUGUUGGAUCUUGGAAGCAAUUAUGGGCUAGAUGAAUUGCCUUCCACUCUUUUCAAAUUGAGAAGAUUAAUCUACCUAAAUGUUGUUCUCAAUAAGGUGGUUCCAACUCCUGGUGUGUUGCAGAAUCUGACAUCCAUUGAAGUGUUGAGGGGGAUCUUGGUCUCUCUGAACAUUAUUGCACAAGAGCAUGGCAACCUGGCAAGGCUGAGGGAGCUUCAGAUUAGCUUCAAGGAUGGUAAUUUGGAUUUGUAUGAAGGUUUUGUGUAUUCUCUGUGCAGCCUACAUCGCAUCGAAAGUCUAUGUAUUAAUUGCAAUUCGGAAGAAACAUCUUUUGAACUGAUGGAUCUCUUGGGAGAAUGCUGGGUGCCUCCUGUACAUCUCCGCGAAUUUGUGUCAAGAAUGCCCAGCCAACUCUCUGCACUGCGAGGGUGGAUAAAGAGAGACCCCUCGCAUCUCUCGAACCUCUCCGAGUUAAUCCUCAGGUCAGUGAAGGAAGUGCAGCAGGAAGACAUGGAAAUCAUUGGGGGGUUGUUGUCCCUUCGUCGUCUCUGGAUAACGAGCACCCACCAAACACAACGGCUACUAGUCAUCCGUGCAGAUGGGUUCCGCUGUAUGGUAGUCUUUGAGUUGAAUUGUGGAUCAGCAGCACAGAUAAAGUUUGAACCAGGAGCUUUGCCAUGGGCGGAAGCAGUUGAGUUCAGCCUGGGUGUGCGGGUGGCGAAAGAGGAUGGUAACUGUGGUUUCGACUUGGGCCUGCAGGGGAACCUGCUCUCCCUUCGGCGGUAUGUCCGUGUUCUUAUGUAUUGUGGUGGAGCGAGCGUUGGAGAGGCAAAGGAAGCGGAGGCUGCGGUGAGGCACGUCCUCGAAGCCCAUCCCAACCAUCCCCAGAUUAAUAUUUAUAUGAAGCCGCGUAUAGCAGAAGGUGAUCAUGAUGACGAUUUGUGUAAGGACGUGGUGAUGAACUGAUUUCUGACGCAAAGCGACUCACAUUAUAUCAGAUGUGCUCUCGGUAGCAGUAGCAGGGCGUACAGGUUACUGCUGGUGGCAUCCGAGGUGUUUCACAAACGUCGGUGGGCGCCAAUUAUGCAAAGAAUUGAAGAAUGAAAAAUUUUCAAGCUACGCUGGAAGUUAAUUGUGUGCUGAGCUUCUUUUAAAUGGCAAUCACUUUCAGAAAGAGAUUCUUUGGUUUUUGUAAUAGACUAAGGUGUUGGAGUGAGUUGAUCUCUUACAAGGAUAGUUUGUUUUACAAUGAUAAUUUGUUUUAAAUGACAGUCGUUGCUUUUAUUUGCAUGUUGUUACAUGGGAGGGCCAGCCCAUGUCAUGCUGGUGUUUUUUUCCCGCUGAACCGGACAAACCUGAGGGUGUAUUAUCAUAUUUGUAAUGACUGAAAUUUGGGGCUCACCUGAGCCCUUGAUUCAAAAAAAAAUCUGCCCUUCAUUGCGA